AUGGGUUUUUUUCAGGAUGAAGAGGAUGAUGAGGAUUUCAUACGGGAAUACGAAUUGGAAAAUGGAAAGGGAAUCAUAUACCUGGUGCAGAAGGGAAAAGGUGACGUGCAUUGCGUUGUUUGGGAUGCUGCAUUGGUACUCGGAAAAUAUCUCGAAAAAAUUUGUUGUUCGGGAAAAAAUUUCCUAACGGGAAAAAAUAUUAUCGAAUUAGGUUCAGGUUUGGGUUGCGUUGGUAUGGUUGCUGCUUUUUACGGAGGAUUCGUGACUUUGACAGAUCUAUCGGAAGCUUUACCACUUUUAAAAUUAAAUGUAAAAAAAAAUGAAAAAAUUAUUGAAAAGGGAAAAGGUAAAGCGUGGGUGGAAAAAUUAAAUUGGAUUGAAGAAAAUAAACUGGAGCCAUGCGAUGUCAUACUUGCGUCUGAUUGCAUUUAUUACAAAGAAUCCGUUGAAGGUUUCGUUAAAACGCUGAAAAACCUUUCGACGCCUUCCACUGAUAUAUACAUAACGCAAGAGAAAAGAAAUCAUUCGGAAAAUCAAAAUGAAAUAUGGCGGAAAUUUAUCGACGAAGUGAGUCAAGAUUUUAAUUUGACCGUUAUACCCAUGUCUGAACAACAUCAACAUUACAGAGAUGGCCCUAUUAUUUUAUUAAUUAAUAAAAAAUAUGCAUAA
Molecule: messenger RNA, 669 nt
Organism: Pediculus humanus corporis (human body louse)
Lineage: Eukaryota; Metazoa; Arthropoda; Insecta; Psocodea; Pediculidae
Exons: 4
Coding region: 1-669 (222 amino acids)
Biological process (GO): peptidyl-lysine methylation
Cellular component (GO): cytosol; cytoplasm
Molecular function (GO): protein-lysine N-methyltransferase activity
Source: RefSeq, a predicted model, not a curated record